UUAUUCUCCUGCCUAGCUUUCUGCAGAGGACGUGUUGUGAGGGUUCCCAAAGGUCCUCUUAUUCGAGUUGUGGGCACAGAGGUGGUGAUCCCUUGCAGCGUUAGUGACUACGAUGGACCCAGUGAACAGAACUUUGACUGGGAGUUCUCCCGGGACACUGACUUUGUGCGUAUAGUGAGUACCUGGGAUUCUACAUUCACCUCUGAGGAGUACCAAAAACGCGUGGGCCAUGGGGAUAUCAAACUGAGACGGAGCAGCAACGAUGCUGUGGAACUUGUGAUUAGAAACAUCCAGUCAACUGAUCAAGGGAGAUACAAAUGCUCCACGCCCAGCACUGAUGCCACCGUUCAGGGAAAUUAUGAUGCAGAGGUCCAAGUGAAAGUGAUUUCCGAUGGCUUAUUGGUGAGUGGUUCAAAAGCACGUUCCUCAAUGUCUCUCAGGCUGUCUGAGGGUGACUCCUUCAAGUUGCGCUGCUCAGCAAUUACCAUCUCACCAGAGCACACUCACCUGCAUGUGACUUGGCAGAUCAAAAAUGGAUCUAUGUGGCGGGACAUCCUAUCUUUGACUCAUGAGGGCAAAUUCCAACCAGGCCCUGGCUAUGAAGAGCGCUACCAUGAUGGAGAUAUCCGCUUGGACACAGGAGCGAAUGACACGUAUCAGUUAUCUGUAUCCCAGGCCUCGUCGGUGGAUGGGGGUGCCUACAGGUGUCUCGUGAGCGAGUGGGUGAGAGGGGCAGAUAGCUCAUGGCAGAAGAUUCAGGAGAAGAGCGUGGAUAUAGCAAGUGUGGCAAUCCAACGGACUGCUCUAGAUGUGGUUAUCUCAACAAGCAAUGUGUCUGUGACUGAAAGAGACUCCCUGGAUCUUACAUGCAACAUCACAACAGACAGGAGUGGUAUUUUCCAAGCGGAGCUGAUGUGGUAUUUUUCUGUGUCACCUGAUGAUACCUUGUCAGAUGCUCAGGUUUUGCUAAGCAUGGACCGUGAUUCUGUUGUCAGUGAUUCAACUCUCAUCAGCCUGAGCCAUAUAGAUAGGAAUUCUUACCGCCUGUUGGUGCGUGAUGUGGAUGUGGAAGACUCUGGCUACUACUUCUGCCAAGCAGCUGUCUGGGUACCAUUGCACAACGGGAGCUGGCAUAAGGUGGUGGAGAGGACAUCUGCACCAGUCAGUGUGGUGGUGACAGCAUUAGAGCCAGACUAUGAGGUGUUUCUGAAUGCCUCUAAAACACCCAAGUUUUCAGAUGACCCCACAGAGCUCAAUUGCAGGAUCACAAAUGCACAGGACACGGAAGCAAACAUCCGCUUCACAGUUUCCUGGUACUACAGGCAGCGCCUGCGCAGUGACGAUGUGGUGACAGAGGAACUCCUGGCCACGAUGUAUGCAGACUGGACUCUGCUGCUUGGGGACAGGAGCAGAGAGCGGACUCAGAACGGGGAAAUAAUCUUCUCUAAAAAAGCUGUUGACACCUUCAGUUUACGAAUUCAGUGGACUUCCGAAAGUGACAGAGGGGAUUAUUUCUGUGUCAUCUCUGCAUGGAGUAGGCACCGCAACAACAGCUGGAUAAAGAGCAAAGAUGUGCCUUCUGCAUCUGUCAGCAUUUUCUGGGCUACACAAGAUUACACCCUUACAGUGGAGGCGGUGAAAUUGAAGCCAUUCUUUGUAGCAGGCCACACCUUUGAGAUGACAUGCAAAGUAUCUUCGAAAAACAUCAAGACGCCACGCUAUUCUGUCCUCAUUACAGCUGAGAAGCCACUAACGGAUCAGUCGAAUCCCAAUGGAACCACUCGCAUAAUCUCCUUGAACCAGGAUUCAGUAGUGCGGCUGGAAGACUGGACUGACCAGACUCGUGUGGAUGGCGUGGUUCUGGAGAAGGUCCAGGAGAAUGAGUUCCGCUACAGGAUGUAUCAGACCCAGAUUUCUGAUGCUGGGCUGUAUCGCUGUGUGGUGACUGCCUGGUCUCCAGGUGGUGGUGGCAUGUGGCGUGAAGCAGUGAAUGGCUUAUCCAACCCUAUCCAGAUAGACUUCCAGAUGUCAGGUCCUGUGUUUAAUGUCUCGGUGCAUUCUGACAACCCAACGAUUUACCAGGGUGAACUGGCAGAUUUGCUGUGUAUCAUCACAACGGAAGGAAUGGCACUUGAGCCAG
Molecule: messenger RNA, 2140 nt
Organism: Fulmarus glacialis (Northern fulmar)
Lineage: Eukaryota; Metazoa; Chordata; Aves; Procellariiformes; Procellariidae
Gene: PTGFRN
Product: prostaglandin F2 receptor inhibitor
Exons: 6
Source: RefSeq, a predicted model, not a curated record